This is a messenger RNA of Prosopis cineraria, 1602 nucleotides long. Its product is annotated as growth-regulating factor 5-like. The coding region runs from base 234 to 1361 and encodes 375 amino acids. The record is from RefSeq and is a predicted model, not a curated record. Gene Ontology annotation, cellular component: nucleus. Gene Ontology annotation, biological process: DNA-templated transcription; developmental process; regulation of DNA-templated transcription. Gene Ontology annotation, molecular function: ATP binding. NCBI's taxonomy places the organism in Eukaryota, Viridiplantae, Streptophyta, Magnoliopsida, Fabales, Fabaceae. The transcript has 3 exons.
CUCACUCACCCGCUCACAAAGCCCAGCAGUAGUAUGUCAUCAGGGAGCCAUUAGUCUCGACUCUUAUCCAUGCACAGGAAGAAGAUUCUUAGCCAAUGACUCCCUCAAAUAAGCCCUUCACUUCAGAAACAAAAAGAAAUCCAUGUCCUUUUUGUCUUUGAAAUCUCUCGAGUUCUGCUUCAUCACUGCAUAGUUACAAUAUAUAUUUAUAUAUAAAGCCUUUGGUGUCGAAAAUGAUAAGUCAAACAAGUGUAACAAACAGAUCUCCUUUUACAGCAAUUCAAUGGCAGGAACUUGAACAACAAGCUCUUAUUUUUAAAUACCUGGUCUCAGGGAGCCCAAUCCCACCUGAUCUCAUUUACUCUGUCAAAAGAAGCCUAGACUCUUCACUGUCUUCUUCUUCUUCAAGGCUCUUCCCCUUCCAUCCAAGUAGGAAUGAAGCAUGUUAUUUCGUGGUUAUUAAAGAUUAUGUUUCAGUUUUUAUUCUCUUUUACUUCUUCUUUUUAAUCUAUAUUGCUGCAGUUGGAUGGGGAUGCCUAGAAAUGGGAUAUGGCAGAAAAGUAGACCCAGAGCCAGGGAGGUGCAGAAGAACAGAUGGCAAGAAAUGGAGAUGCUCAAAGGAAGCCUAUCCGGACUCAAAAUACUGUGAGAGGCACAUGCACAGGGGGAGAAACCGUUCAAGAAAGCCUGUGGAAAUUUCUUCAGCAACAGCAACAACUGGAAUUUCAACAAACACAUCACAGCCAGUCUCUUCAUCAUGUAGUAACACAAGCCUUACCAUGAUCAAUCCCAAUCCACCCUCAACAACUUCUUUCCCUCUCGCUAUAUUGCCCUCUUCUAUGCCCUCUGAUUCCCAACCUUAUUAUUCCCAUAUUUACCAAAACUCUUCUCUCAGCCCCUUGUUCUACACCCAUUCAACCUCAUGUAGACCUCUGGACUAUGAUUUUCCUUCUCAAAAAAGCAAUACCCACCAGCUAUUUUUAGACUCUGGAUCUUAUUCUAGGGAUGAGUACUAUAGGCAUGUUCAUGGAAUGAGGGGAGGUGUGGAUGAAAGAGCUUUCUUCCCAGAAGCCUCAGGGGGCGUUAGGAGCUUUCCUGAUUCCUAUCAACAAUUACCAAUGAGCUCCUGUGAACCUCAUUCAAAGUCACAGUUCCCAAACAUGAAUGAUAAUCCAACUCCAAGGCAACAAGAAGGGCAACAUUGCUUUGUUCUGGAAAGAGACUUCAAAUCACCAGGACAACUAAAGCAUGAGAGUGAAACUGAGAUGACCCAGAGAUCCCUUCAUCAUUUCUUUGGUGAAUGGCCUCCAAAGGACACAGAUUCCUGGCUUGAUCUUGCUUCAAAUUCCAGAAUCCCCUAAGAUGAAUGAUAAGACUCGUGAAGCGGUACCGCAGAUAAAAGAUCUUUGUAUAGCAGGGGUAGCUUUCUUUUGCAAAAGAAUGGUCUUUGUUGAGUUAUGUAGGGGGCCACAGGAAGAGGAUCUGUUAUCUGUGCCCGUACUUUUCGUGAUAUUUAUGUAUUUACUUUCUUCUCCGCGAAGGGAAAAAAGUUGUCUCAGAUUUGCACAGUUUGUUGUUUGACUGGAAAGCAUAGUGUUGUUA